Molecule: messenger RNA, 5194 nt
Organism: Frankliniella occidentalis (western flower thrips)
Lineage: Eukaryota; Metazoa; Arthropoda; Insecta; Thysanoptera; Thripidae
Gene: Vmat
Product: synaptic vesicular amine transporter
Exons: 12
Coding region: 206-1771 (521 amino acids)
Biological process (GO): transmembrane transport; aminergic neurotransmitter loading into synaptic vesicle
Cellular component (GO): synaptic vesicle membrane; terminal bouton
Molecular function (GO): serotonin:sodium:chloride symporter activity
Source: RefSeq, a predicted model, not a curated record
GCGGCGGGCGCACAGCGGCGCAGAGCCCGCCCAGCAGGCCCAGGCUGCACUGCCAGGCCCCGCCAGGCACCGCCAGGCACUGCCAGGCCACCACCAGCACCGCCACCGCCACUGCGAGCGAGCCGGGCCGAGCGCCGCGGGCCGAGCCCCGCCGGACAGCAUGAAGUAACACUCAGCCAGCGGCCGACUGCAGCCACGGGAGGGUAUGCGGCUGCAGGCCUGGUUGCAGAGAUGCCGGGAGUCCCGGAGGCUGGUCCUCGUCAUCGUGGCCAUCGCCCUCCUCCUCGACAACAUGCUGCUCACCACUGUCGUGCCCAUCAUACCCGAGUUCCUGUACGACAUCAGGCACCCUAAUGAGACAGUGUUGGCGGCCGAGCUGGCGGCCGAGCAGGCUGCCGCGGCUGCAGCGGCGGCGGCGGCAGCUGCAGCGGCCGCAGCUGCCGCGCAGCCCACCGCAGCCACACCUGCGCCGCUGCCGCCGUGCCAGCCACAGGGCCGGCCUCCGGACAACUCCUCGGACGGACAAGACCUCGAGUUCAUCGCACAACCCACCCAGGGCGCCGCUGCCAAGUUCAUCUUCAACUUCACCACCAUGUCCCCCGAGGAGGCGCUCAAGAAGCUGCGACACAAGGACCUGGUGGAGGAGACCGUCCCCGUCGGCAUGAUGUUCGCGUCCAAAGCCUUCGUCCAGCUGCUCGCCAACCCCUUCGUGGGGCCGCUCACACACAAGAUUGGUUACAGCGUACCCAUGUUCGCCGGAUUCAUCAUCAUGUUUUUGUCUACAUUAAUUUUUGCAUUUGGACGGAGCUACAGCGUUCUAUUCCUGGCCCGGGCCCUGCAGGGGUUGGGCUCGUCCUGUUCGACAGUGUCAGGAAUGGGCAUGCUGGCAGAGCGCUACCCGGACGACAAGGAGCGCGGCAACGCCAUGGGCAUCGCGCUAGGCGGGCUGGCGCUGGGGGUGCUCAUCGGACCGCCCUUCGGCGGCUUCAUGUUCGAGUUCGUCGGCAAGUCGGCGCCGUUCCUCGUUCUCUCCGCCCUGGCCCUCGGCGACGGAGUCCUACAGCUGCUCCUACUACGGCCUGGUGUUGUCAAGCCCGAGACGGAACCACCAUCCCUCAAGGCCCUCGUCAGCGACCCCUACAUCCUCGUGGCCGCAGGUGCCAUCACGUUCGCCAACACGGGCAUCGCCAUGCUGGAGCCCUCGCUGCCCAUCUGGAUGAUGGACACGAUGGACGCGGAGCGCUGGCAGCAGGGCGUCACCUUCCUGCCCGCCUCCAUCUCCUACCUGAUCGGCACCAACCUCUUCGGGCCGCUGGGCCACCGCAUGGGCCGCUGGCUGGCCGCGCUCAUCGGCCUCGUCAUCAUCGGCAUCUGCCUCAUGUGUAUCCCGCUGGCCCGCAGCAUCAACCACCUGAUCGUGCCCAACGCCGGCCUGGGCUUCGCCAUCGGCAUGGUGGACAGCUCCAUGAUGCCCGAGCUCGGCUACCUCGUCGACAUCCGCCACUCGGCCGUGUACGGCUCCGUGUACGCCAUCGGGGACGUGGCGUUCUGCCUGGGCUUUGCCAUCGGCCCCGCACUCAGCGGCACCCUAGUCAACACCAUCGGCUUCGAGUGGAUGUUGUUCGGCAUCGCCAUCCUCAGCCUGUGCUACGCGCCCCUGCUCUACAGUCUCAAGAACCCGCCGACCAAGGAGGAGAACAAGUCCCUGAUCCUGGGCGAGAAGUCGUCCGUGCGGUACGUCACCUACCAAAACGAGGAGGAAGAGGAGUAGAGCGCCGCCACCGGACCAGUGGCCGUGCGACUGGGAGGGAAGGAUAGAGCCAGGGGCCGCGCGGGAAGUUUCAAUUCCUUUUCGUUGUUUCGAAGCGUUGCCGAGCCGAGCACCGCGUGGCGUGCGAACCACCUAAGAGCGAGAUGGGGUACACCACUUCCCUCCUUGAUGACCCACGUUCUAUGAAAAUUAUGGAGUUACUUUUGAUUGGGCUGCACCAAAAACUAAAAUUGUGGCCGCUAGAGAGAAAAGUAAAAGCUGAAUAAUUCAUCUAAACUCAACAAAGAGUAAAUUUGUUUGAUAAAGUCGUUAUUACGUUGAGGGCAGCAUUAGACCACUGACUUUCCACUUUUUGACAAUCACAUAGAUAAGGUUGUGCGUCGAGCAAGGUGUUGCAUAGAGCCAGUAAGGUGUUUUCCUUGAAAAAUCUUUUUAAAUUACAGGACAAUUUAUUUUCUCCUGUAAAUAAUAUUUGUGAAUUGUGGAAAAGCUGUCUAUUUCCAAGAGACCAAAAAAUGUAAAAGUAAUAAUGGGUUAUGUUCAGGGUCCAAGCUGGGAGUAAUUUUCUUUCGGUAAGAUCUGCGUUUGAACUGCCAAUUCCUUUAGCGGUACGUGCAGAAAUACGGACGGGAUUGGAGUGGUUUCUAAAUGCGUUGUUCCAACAUUCUCGUGUUAAAACGAUCUUCUAAAAAUAUAAUGGGAGUUGACACCCCGUUCUGAUUCAAUCUAACUUCAUAUCAGCAGUGUCCAUAUUUAUAGUAAUGACGACAUAUCUAAGGAGAGCAGUCAAACUUGCAGCAACCAAGUACCAAAACAUAUCUUUCCUGUAGAAUUCCUAUCCCUUGCUUAAAUUCUUGAUAAGGCAGGCUCCCGGCAAAAAACAACAAAAAACGCCGGACAUAACAAAACUUUGCUCGAUUGGUCUUUUGUUCACACUGGACCUCGCCGAUUCCCCUAAUCUGCAUAUCAGAAGAAACAUGUUUUGGGCUCGGAUACCCAGUGAAAUUUUCAAUCGACCAUUACAGUUAAAUUAUUAGUGCAUGUGUCCUCUUAUCCUUGACUUAAAUUCAAUGAAUUUGGUAUAAUCCUGGCAUUCUUGACAAUAACAAUGGUUUGAGGGAUUGAUUGAUUGAUUGAUUGAUUGAUUGAUUGAUUGAUUGAUUGAUUGAUUGAUUGAUUGAUUGAUUGAUUGAUUGAUUGGAUGCAUGGAUGGGUGCAUGGGUGCAUCGAUGGAUGGAUGGAUGGAUGGAUGGAUGGAUGGAUGGAUGGAUGGAUGGAUGGAUGGAUGGGAGCGUAAUGAGUGCGUGGGUAUUGAGUGGACGGAGAAGCGGGUGAAGGAUGGGAUUAGUGGAUAAGUAAAUAAAGGGAGCUAGCGUGAAGGGCGAGUAAUGAACCAAGAUGACCGCGGGGGAGGGGAGGGGGUGCACAUGGAUGACUGUUCGAUAAAUGGACGAUUGGAUGAGUGAAUGAGAGAUAAGUUGGAGGAUUGAUGAAAGGUGAGAGUGCUGAAUGUGUGCAAAUGAGUGGAAGAAGGAUGAUGGCCGGAGUGGACCAGACAGGAUUGUAGGUAGCGCCUGCUGGGUAGACGGUCCCGCAACAAUUCUGUGGCGCGCGGGCUGGCCUACCCUUCCAUCCACAGGCGCUAUGCACCGCCAGACCCGAUAGCGAAGCGCAACAGCGUUCCGCUGGCAUUUUCCUUUCUUAGGAAAACUCUUUGGGGGAAAAUUUCAAGAUCGUAGGAGGCACAUUUGCGAGAUAGAGAAAGGGGAAACGUACGAUAUGCCAGGGGUGCGGGUCUUGCAGUAAAAAGACAACGAGUUACUUCGAGAUUUUUUUUUUCUGGUGCAUGAUAAAGGAUGGAAGUGCGUAACAUUUAGUAAUUUUUGGAUAAUUGACAUAAAUUGUCUUAAAAUUGAGGGGCUGCCCGUGUAUGACCGUUAAUCGGUAGUAACAUUAUUCGAACGUUCCUCUAAAUGGCCAUAAUUGCUUGGAGGUAGUGCAAUGACGCAUUUUUCAGUCAUUUGGUAAACUUUAGAGUUGUACACGGGCUUUUAUCGUAGAUUUGUUCCUUGGCUGUCCGGCGGUGGUCCACUGCGAGGAAAAUAAAAACGUGGUGCGCAGGUUGGAGGAUCCCAUCCCUGCCACCUGCCAUAGACGGCUCGCCCAUGACACGCAUAUCUAUGGCACGCCCCUGGACGAAGGUCCCCCGUUUCGGUCUCUGUGAAUGGCUGCACAGAGCCGUGAGCUGCGCGCUGCGGGGUUUGAUGAAAAAAGUGGCCUUCCUUUUCGGACUCGUUUUCGGAAAAUUAAACUUAAAUUUGUCCCUCUAUUUUCAGAGGUAGACGGCUUCAAGCCCACACAAAGCGCUUCCACCCCCAACCCCCCAGCCCCCCGUAUUACACGAUUUUGACUUGGCAUCUGCAUAUGGCGGUUUAUUUGUUGCGGCCCUUUCGGCCAACUUUAAUACUGUUCCGUAAAAUAUAUUAUGGAGUGUGGUCAAACCCAACUUGCACCUGAACGCACUGUUACUUUAUCGUCUUUUUCGUUUGUUUGAUUAUUUUAAAGGCACUAUGGCUAGGAACACAAAUCUCGUUUGCUCUUGUGCCUAAUGUUCAAAAAAACAGAUGGUUGGGAUUUUGACCAGUGACAAAAGUUAACGACAGUGCGCUCGGCGGCCCCUGGGAGAUCAGGUCGUCUCUCACCUGCCUCCCAAAGCACUUCAUGGGGUACUCAACGUUACGUACCACCACAGCGCGCGACCUAUACGUGGGACGGUCCUAUCAUGUUCCCUCGCGUACUCACGCGCCAAGAGAACAUUUAUUUUAUUUUUUAUUUUGCGUUGUCCGAUGACAAGCGUACCGUUUCGAUGGUCCCGUUUAAUUGUGUAUUUCGUCUUCUCGUCAUGUUUCUCACUAUUUGUGGACGAUGUUUUAGUUUGUGUUCUAUGCUCCCGGCCCCUCUGGGGUCCCCUCAAGAGCACUGGGCCCCAGGUGGGACAGGCCGGCAUGCUUUGUGACCUGACAAUACACUUCAUUGUCAUCCUCGUCGGAUGGGACGGGCUUGGGCCUGGCCGGCCCCAUGAUGGGCAGGCCGCGAGGCACCUUGUGUCCUGGCACUCUGGCCUGGACUCGACUCGGCGUGGGACAGAGCUGGUUUGGGUCCGAAUGAUGUGACCGGACGUGGCCAACCGACCCUACUCGGAGGGCCCGGCUGUUCAAAACUCUAGUAUUCUAUCGCUAUCAUUGUAUUCUGUAUACUGUUAGGGGAUGUGCCGCUGUGUGGCGCUCAGUGUUUCAAAGAAAUGCUUACACUAAUAUAAUUAUGUACUUAUUACUUAAUGUUACCUAUUACUUCUAUUGUAUGGCAGUUGUAAAGUGGUGUAUUUUUUGCUGAGUUGUGGUGCAUUAAAUCAGCUUGUGUCGA